AUGUUGCCAUGUUGGCAUCUUUCACGACGCGCGUCGACGCACCUGGUGGCAAGUAUCAACCUAAUACGAUCUAGUCUAUGUCGAAAUACGUUGUUCUCUCCGAAAAGGACAGCUCGGCGAGAAAUCUCUACUGCCGGAGUGGGCGCUUUAGAAGACAUUGCCUUGGGCCCUAACUGUGACAUCUAUAUCUCUACUUCCACGGACCCUUACUUCAAUUUGACGGUAGAAGAUUGGCUUUUUCGCCAUGCACGAGAGUCCUCGCCUCUCUUAUUCAUUUACCGGAACUCCCCUUGUGUUGUUAUCGGACGGCACCAGAACCCAUGGACGGAAGUCAACUUCGGAGCAUUGCGGGCUGCAGGCAUCCCCUUCCUUCGCAGGAGAAGCGGAGGUGGGACAGUCUUCCAUGAUCUCGGAAACAGCAACUUCUCCGUCCACCUACCCAGAGCCUCGUUCGACCGACACGUCACCGGCCAACUAGUUCUUCGGGCCGUCAGAGCACUCGAUAUUGAUGCACGACUGAACGAGAGAAACGACAUCUGUGUCGGACCUGACAAGAUAAGUAUUCUUCAUCAUUUCCCGCCAACUUGGCCCUACUUUGCGGGUUCAGCGUAUAAGAUCGUCAAUCGGCGAGCAUACCACCAUGGCACGAUGCUGAUAUCGACGAGGCUGGAUCAGCUCGGCGACGUUUUACGUCCUGUCAAGAAACAAAUUGUGACCAAGGGCGUUGAAUCUGUACGCUCACCUGUCUGUAAUCUCCAGCAGUACAAACGCAUCACGCACGAGGAUUUCAAAGCGGCUCUUAUCACGGAGUUCCGGAAAGACUAUGGGAUUGUUACCGACGCCUGUCUUGUGCAAGAUACAGCGGCUGUCAGAAGCAUGGGCUACAUCUGUCAAGGCAUUUCAGAGUUGACAACGUGGGAUUGGCUCUACGGCCAAACUCCCGAGUUCACGCAGACCGCCAGCCGCAUCUUCCCGUGGGGCGAAGCCGCUGUUCGAAUCAGAGCGAAACACGGAGUGAUCCUGGAGUGCUCUCUGCAGGUGGAAAACACGCUUCUCUCGAGCGCGAAGGUAGGUGUGCUACAGGAACGAGUUCGUGCCGAGUCCGAGAACAAGCGCUAUGGGUUCGAAGGCGAAGUGCUUUCCAAAAAUAGCGCGAUGCCAAAAUCGUGCAUACCCUCUACUUCCGAGAUAUCUCAAGGGGAACAAGCUUUCAGAGAUGUGGAGCUUUGGUUAGGGGAGACGAUGCAAGGAUAG
Cyclocybe aegerita is the source of this 1254-nucleotide messenger RNA. NCBI's taxonomy places the organism in Eukaryota, Fungi, Basidiomycota, Agaricomycetes, Agaricales, Hemipholiotaceae. The record is from the annotation of a GenBank genome assembly.